AUGCCGUACACUAUCAAAAGCACCAGAGGUUGUGAUAAGCUCGUAGAUGAUUCCAACUUCAUUUACAGAAAAGUGACAGAUAUUGGGCUUAAGGUUCGAUAUCAAAGUGAUUGUGCUUUUAAUACAAAAGUAAAGUGCCUUAUGGCAGUUGCAUUCAUACCGCCUUCAGACAUCAUUGAUGCAUUUAUAGAGUUGGUUGAUGACGAUGACUUACCACAAGAACUAGUUGCAUAUUUGGAAACUUAUUACAUUGGGGGAGAGAGAGGGAGGGGACCUCGUCGUCGUAGAGUUUCUCCAACUUUUCCUAUCGAACUUUGGAAUGUUUAUCAAAGAACCCUAGAUCAGCUGGCUAAUACCAACAAUGGAGUAGAAGGGUUCCAUAAUGCGCUUCAAGCAUCUGUGACCAAUACACAUCCAAAUUUAUGGAAACUUAUCAAUGUAUUGAAAAAUGAAGAAUAUCUUUCUAAAAAGAAGAUAAUCGAUCCAGAAAGAGGUGAAACAGCAGUCAAGAAACAAUACAAAAAUGUUUGUAAGCGCAUACUAAGUAUUGUCAGAGGUUAUGAUCAAAAUGGAAAACAACAUUUACGAGCAAUUGCUAUGAACUUACAUGACUUUUAG
This is a messenger RNA of Macrobrachium nipponense, 618 nucleotides long. RefSeq lists its product as uncharacterized. The transcript has 2 exons. The record is from RefSeq and is a predicted model, not a curated record. NCBI's taxonomy places the organism in Eukaryota, Metazoa, Arthropoda, Malacostraca, Decapoda, Palaemonidae. The coding region runs from base 1 to 618 and encodes 205 amino acids.